Lepisosteus oculatus (spotted gar) is the source of this 694-nucleotide messenger RNA. NCBI's taxonomy places the organism in Eukaryota, Metazoa, Chordata, Actinopteri, Semionotiformes, Lepisosteidae. The record is from RefSeq and is a predicted model, not a curated record.
CCUCCCUUCCCAGAAUGCUCCAGGAGGACCCGGUGCUGUUCCAGCUCUACAAGGACCUGGUUGUGAGUCAGGUGAUCAGCGCCGAGGAGUUCUGGGCCAAUCGGCUCAGCCUGACCUCCGUGGACCACUCGCUGGCCAGCAGCAAGCAGGAAGUGGGCAUCUCCGCGGCCUUCCUGGCGGACGUCCGCCCACAGACGGAUGGCUGUAACGGGCUCAGAUACAACCUCACCGCCGACAUCAUCGAGUCCAUAUUCAGGACCUACCCCGCAGGUACGGCCCAGACCACCCCCCCUCCCUCCUGCCUUCCGGGGGGCCUGGGCGCAGUCUGUCGCCCCCGAUCACAGGAGGUGUUGGGGGGCGGAGGGGGGGUAUUGCGUGUCUUGAGUGGCGGAGCGAAUUCGUGUCGGACAGGCGGGAUCCGAUGGAUGGAAAUCCUGCCUGAUAAACUUAACCUGAAGGAUUGGAAUUACUUCUGUAGAAUCCUCUGUGGAGCCCAAACGUUUCUGCUGUAUAAAAAGUGUUUGUGAAACAAGUAUGCGGUCGACUUGUAACUCACACCGGGGUAAGGGAUUUUCAUUUGCGCAUAGAGCCACGUUCACACCUAGACAAGAUUUAUCCUAUAACCCUUGUAAAAACAAAAAUCUUGCUAACCUGUUAUGGUGAUGGAACAAGUAAUAGGUUUAUUCCAUGCUGA